AACGGCACAAAUUCUAAUUUUCACGCACAGCAGCAACGGAGAGGGGGUUUGACAGAGCUGGCUGCAUUGACUGUUCAGUCAGUGCUUUCUGGUGGUGUGGAAGUGUCUCAUUUACGUAAGAGACUGCGCCUGCUGACUGGGACUCAGAGAGUUCUGUUAUUCAUUCUGGAGGGGGAACUCUUGGCCAUGGGGAUAUGGUCACUUGGACUUGGUGCUGUUGGCGCAGCCAUUGCUGGCAUCUUCUUGGCCAACACUGACUUGUUAUUGGCUAAGCCAGAGCAGGCCACUCUGGAAUAUCUGGAGGAUGCCAGCCUUAAAACAAUAGGAGAUGAUGAGAAGACCUUUAAAGCCAAGAAUCUGUGGGAGAGGUCUGGGGCAGUGAUCAUGGCUGUGCGGCGGCCUGGAUGAUUCUUGUGCAGAGAGGAGGCCUCUGAGCUGUCCUCUCUGAAGCCCCAGCUGGAUAAGCUUGGGGUGCCUCUGUAUGGGGUGGUCAAGGAGAAUAUUGGCACAGAGAUUCAUGACUUCAGAGCACAUUUUGCAGGGGAGAUCUUCCUAGACGAGAAGCAAUGCUUCUAUGGGCCCAAGCAAAGAAAAAUGGGUGGCUUGGGCUUUAUUCGCAUGGGGGUGUGGCAGAACUUCAUCCGGGCCUGGAAGAGUGGGUAUAAAGGCAACAUGAAUGGCGAGGGCUUUGUCCUUGGUGGGGUGUUUGUCAUCGGAGCAAGGAAGCAGGGCAUUCUUCUAGAACACCGGGAGAAGGAGUUUGGGGAUAAAGUCAACACUACUUUGGUUUUAGAAGCAGCUAAGAAAGUACAGAUAGAAAAGUAGAUUUUUUUCAUUAUGAUUAAAAACUUUCAGAUGAAUUAGAUUAUCCAUUCACAUUAGAAUAUACACCCAGUUUUGUGCCGAUUGCUGUGUUUGUCUAAAGAAAAAAUCCCAAUGAGAACUCAUUCCACGCACAUGUCCCAUCAUCAAUGUUCUUUAUGUUAACACUUUUUUGCUGUGAUUUCUUCCCAGAGGGUUCAUGAUUGUCUUUGUUUCCUGUGGUGACAUUUGGUGCACAGGAAGCUGAAGUGACCCUUUGCUGCUGCCACUUUUGAGGAAGUAGGUGUACAGUCAGGAGAAUGCUUUUUGAUAUGGCAGCACUUGUUUCAGGGAUAAUGUAGUUUCUUUACACUGCUGACUGUGAAAUCAUAUUUAAUACAUAUUCUUGUCUUGAUAAUCCUGUUAAAUGGAACUUUACGGUUCUACAAUGACCUUUUCUGUAAAGGCUGAAGUAUCGGUGUCUUCAGGGCCUGUGGCCAGACCAGUGCAGCAGUGUUUUGUUUGUGCUCAUGACAACCUGUGUCUAAACUCCAUGGAGCGGACAGGUCUGAUACCUCACAUUACCAGACAUGGCUGUUGGUAGUGGGCUGACAGGCUACCCUGGAGACAAGCUAGUGUACCAGCUCAUAAUAAACAUAAUCAAUCUCCUUUU
Molecule: messenger RNA, 1474 nt
Organism: Scleropages formosus (Asian bonytongue)
Lineage: Eukaryota; Metazoa; Chordata; Actinopteri; Osteoglossiformes; Osteoglossidae
Gene: selenou1a
Product: selenoprotein U 1a
Exons: 7
Molecular function (GO): antioxidant activity
Source: RefSeq, a predicted model, not a curated record